AUUGGGAGAGUAUUAAGUUAAGUCAGAAGCUCCUCUAACUCUAGGCAAUUAUUGGCAUGUUCACAUUUCACAGAAAAAAUGAAGAAAGUGGAUUAUUUGAAGAUGAAAACAGAAGAUGAAAUCUCAAGUGAUCAAAUCUUUUCGGACAUGAAUGAGAUUGCAAAUGCAGCCAAGAAGCUUGUUUCGGAUUCUAUCAAGCUUGGAGGUUUGGGUUUUGGUACCACUUUUCUUCAAUGGGUCGCUUCUUUUGCUGCAAUUUACUUGUUAGUUUUGGAUCGUACAAAUUGGAAGACAAAUAUACUCACUGGACUCUUAGUGCCUUACAUUUUCUUCAGUCUCCCUGGAGUGCUGUUCAGCAUUCUAAGGGGACAGGUUGGAAUGUGGAUUGCUUUCGUUGCAGUUAUAUUGCGUCUUUUCUUCCCUCAUCGCUUCCCUGAUUGGCUGGAACUUCCAGGGGCUAUGAUUCUGAUCAUAGCGGUAGCUCCUAAUUUAUUUGCUCAUACAAUCCGUGGCGAUUGGAUCGGUGCAGCUAUAUGUUUGGCGAUUGGAUGUUACUUACUGCAAGAGCACAUCCGAGCCUCAGGCGGGUUUAGGAACUCCUUCACAAGGGCUCAUGCUGUAUCAAACUCUAUCGGCAUAAUUCUUUUGUUGGUGUAUCCAGUUUGGUUCCUGAUAACCCAUUUUGUCUAGAACCUGCUUGAUCUGUUUUGACUGUUUUUACAGCUAGUUCUUGGUGAAUUCUCAUUAAAUUCUUUCAUUUGUGUGGAUUUAAGAUUCUAAAUAAAUAAAUAGUUUCAUCAAAUGGUAUAGUUGCUUCUGUAAAAUUUGUUGAUAUCUAUCUGUUGAAGUUAUGUAAGAAAGUUGAUACCUGUUAUCAGGGCCGUUUUUGAGGGUAGUUUUGAGGUGCAACCGCCUAGGGCCCACCUCAUAAAGAAGUCUAAAUUGAGUUAAUUCUUAUAAUUAAAAAUUAGUAUUUGCAUUAGUAGCUUGUAGUAGGGUUGAAUUUAUAGC
Molecule: messenger RNA, 1011 nt
Organism: Amaranthus tricolor (Joseph's coat)
Lineage: Eukaryota; Viridiplantae; Streptophyta; Magnoliopsida; Caryophyllales; Amaranthaceae
Product: cold-regulated 413 plasma membrane protein 2-like
Exons: 5
Coding region: 79-690 (203 amino acids)
Cellular component (GO): membrane
Source: RefSeq, a predicted model, not a curated record